Phoenix dactylifera (date palm) is the source of this 2352-nucleotide messenger RNA. The record is from RefSeq and is a predicted model, not a curated record. NCBI's taxonomy places the organism in Eukaryota, Viridiplantae, Streptophyta, Magnoliopsida, Arecales, Arecaceae.
AUGGCCCGAAGUGAGGAAGUUGAACAAGAAUUAUUGGCAAGAGACGAAGUCCUAGCAAAUGUAAAAAGAGAGCUUCGGAAGGCACAAGAAAGAAUGAAAAGGUACUACGACCAAGGUCGCCGAGAAGUUGUCUUCAACCCUUGCCAGUUUGUCUACCUAAAGCUGAAGCCCUACCAACAGAAAUCAUUAAAAGACAAGUUCAGCCACAAGCUAUCUCAAAAAUUUUAUGGGCCGUUGAGAAUCAUAGAACGCAUCGGAGAGGUCGCCUACCGACUGGAGUUACCCGCCUCAUCUCACCUGCAUCCAGUCUUCCAUGUGUCGUUGCUCAAAGAGAAGGUUGGUGACCUGACGUUAAUUGCACCGGACCUACCCACAUUUAAUGAAGAGGGUCGACUGCUUCUACGACCAGUUGAAGCUCUCAAGUACCGCAUAUGGAGACGAGGCCGAGAACGACGCAAAAUCUGGCAAGUCUUGAUUCAGUGGGGCGGCUUGCCCAAGGAAGAUGCUACGUGGGAGGACUAUGAUGAGGUCUCUCAGAGGUACCCUAACUUCAUCCUUGAGGGCAAGGAUGUUCUUCAAGGGAGGGGGAAUGUUGAGGACCCCCGCAAGCCACGCCGCAAAAGGAGCAACAAUCGCACACCAACCGAGGGCCAAAGUAGCCAUGCCAACCAAAGAGGGCCAUCGGACCACAAGGAGGCCAACGGGGGGUCAAGCCAAGGCCAACUACUUUGCUUGGAAAGCCUUGGCCAAGCUCCUUCAUGCGGCCGAGCACGCCCAACCUCGGCCGAGCCAAACAUUUGCCCAUGCAUGCCCAAGCCUGGGCCAAGCAUGCCCAACCUUGGCCGAACCCGCCGCGCCCGCCCCGCCGAAGCCAAGCCGCAACCAAAUCCUGCCGCAGCCAACCUCGCUUGCUACAGUGCGGCGAGGUUCUUGGGCAAGAACCUCGCCAGCUACAGUGCCCAUGCACAGCCAGGCCGCCAACAGCCAGCUACACCGGCUGCAAACACUUUCAAGCCACAACCAGCCGCUGCAUCUACUUCCAAACAGCAACCUUCUGAUGUCAAGAGGCUCAGCCGAGAGGAGGUGCAAGAAUACAUCAAGAAGGGUUUAUGUUUCAAGUGUGGCGCCAAGUGGGAGAAAGGUCAUCGCUGCAAAUCGGGCCAAUCCUAUGUGCUACACAUUGAUAGCAGCGGAGAGGAAGAUGAUGCCGCCACCACCGACAGCAGUGACUCGGAUGAGGAUGAGAUCCCAACGGGAGACAACCAAAAUAGCCCCCUACUAAAGGAUGCCGAGCUAUCUCUUCAUGCGCUCACCGGUGUGCAGCGACCUUCAACCAUGCGGAUGACGGCGUGGAUCGGCAAGCAUGAAGUAUCCUUGCUCGUUGACAACGGAUCCUCCCACAACUUCAUUAAUCCAGGAGCCUUGCAGCGAGUAGGACUCAAGGGGGCAGCCACCGAGCCGUUUGAAGUCAAAGUAGCAAGCGGCGAAGGACUCAAAUGCCAAGAAGUUGUCAAAGAUGUCUGGCUCAACAUCCAAGGGGUAAGAAUUUCUGCAGACUUGCAUAUACUACAACUUGUAGGUUUGGAUGUAGUCCUUGGCAACGCAUGGCUUCGGGGCAUUGGUAAAGUAGUAACGGACUACAAUACCAUGACCAUGGAGUUUCGGCUCAAUGGAAGGAAGAAGAUGUGGACAGCACUCAACCACAAGGAAGUCCUAUCAUGCGAAGCCAACAUGAUUGAACGCUUGUGCCGAGGAGGGGCCCUUUGCUUCGCCAUCAUGAUGUCCAACCAAGGAGUGGCUGCGGAGGGACCUCAACCGCAGCCAAAGGAUGACUUGCAGGACCUUCCACCGCAAGUGCAAAAGCUACUUGCAGCACACCAAGGAGUUCUAGCCAAGCACAAAGCCCCGGCCAAACUCUUGGCUUGGAGGAGUGGCCAAGCCUUGGCCAAGCAUCCCCAAGGUCGGCCAAGGCAAGGCCCAGCAGCCCCAAGCCAAGGCACGCCCGUGCACGGCCCAAGGCACGACCGUGCGCGGCCACUGCGUGCCUCCGCGCGCGCCCAGGCGCUGGUGUUGGAGGGCGUCUCUCGGCCCCGAGCCGCCACACCAAGCCUCGCACCUUGGCUCCUUGCGGAUGCCUUAGAAAUGUAGGAACGCGGGCCGAACGGGUAACGCCGGUUGUGAUGCACUCCUUAGGACGGUCGCGGAUACAAGUCAAGGGGCGGGCCUACUGGCUGCAGCUUGGCCCGGCCCUUAGCUUGUUGGGAAUGGUGGACACGCUCCUUUGGAUGGUCGUGGGAAUCAAGACAAGGGGCGGGUCUACUGGUUGCAGCUUGGCCCGACCCUUGGCUUGAA